Molecule: messenger RNA, 636 nt
Organism: Pistacia vera
Lineage: Eukaryota; Viridiplantae; Streptophyta; Magnoliopsida; Sapindales; Anacardiaceae
Product: protein TIFY 5A-like
Exons: 3
Coding region: 93-521 (142 amino acids)
Biological process (GO): regulation of jasmonic acid mediated signaling pathway; response to wounding; regulation of defense response
Cellular component (GO): nucleus
Source: RefSeq, a predicted model, not a curated record
CCUCUUUUCAAUUCUUCCUCCAAAUCUCAAUCCAUAUUCAAUCUUCACAGAUCGAUCUUCUCAUCCCUAUUUCUAUUAUUACUUCAUUGAAGAUGAAGCGGAACUGCAACUUGGAACUUUGUCUUCUUCCUCCUUCCGCCGCCGCCGCCGCCGCCGCCUUAGAGGCCGAAUACGGCGGCCUCCACCACCCCCACAACCAAAACAUAAUGGAUCAAGAGUCAAGUUCAAGCCCGCACAUUAAUCAACCGCCUCAACAGUUAACCAUUUUCUACAAUGGAAGGGUUUGCGUUUGCGAUGUUACAGAAUUUCAGGCGAGACAUAUUCUAUCGCUGGCGAGUCGGGAAAUGGAAGAGAGAAUGAAAACGCUGACAGGAUCAGAACCGGUGUCGCCGUCUCUACCGUCUCCGUUAUACACCCCAUCUUCAACAUCCGGUCUUUCCAUGAAGAGAUCACUUCAACGUUUCCUGCAGAAGAGAAAGCACAGAGCUUUAGCAACAUCUCCAUACGCGUACGGGCAUUGAAACUGAUAGUUUUGUUUUGAUUAUUAGGGGUUAAUUAAUUUUAAAUUUUAAUUAUAUCGAAGAUAAGAAGCAAUUGAUAUGAUAGUGCUUGUAAAUUAAUUAAUUAAUUAAUUUG